Phalacrocorax carbo (great cormorant) is the source of this 12733-nucleotide messenger RNA. Lineage: Eukaryota; Metazoa; Chordata; Aves; Suliformes; Phalacrocoracidae. The record is from RefSeq and is a predicted model, not a curated record.
CGCCCCGGCCCCGCCGCUCCGGGCCCCGCCGCUCCCGCUCCCGCUCCCGCCGCGCUGGGGGCGCCCGCCGCUGCCGCCGCCGCGCUGCUCGGCUCUGCCGCCGGGGCUGCGGGCCGGCCCGGUGCGGCGCGGCUGGCCAGGGCAGGGCAGAGCCCGGCAGAGCCCGGCAGAGCCCGGCGCAGCCCGGCGCGGCUGGGCUCGGCCUUGCGGGAGGGCGGCUGCGACCCGCCGCGGCCGGCGAUGGGCGAUGGAAGGAGCCGGCGGUGCGGCAGAAGCACUUGCGUGGGAUAAUGAUGUAUCGGCUCAUGCCCAGACUGUUGCCAAGGCCAAAUAUGAGUUUUUAUUUGGCUUGGAAGAAGAGAAGCCUUCAGAAAUGGGUAGUGGCCAUGGAAGCAGCACUUUGCUCCCUCAUACCAUCAUCAAUGAAUUUCCAGAAUAUGGCACUGUAGAACCAAGCAGAGAUGGGCUGAGGACUUCAUCACCACGCCAGGCAGAGCCUUUGACACACAGUGCAGAAAGACGGGACAGCCACCACCGGGUACCUGGCAGGCCCCUUCCUCAGCAUGCGGUUCCUGCAGAUGAUUUGAGUCCUGAUGCUGGGGCAGCGCAGCUGCACACUCCAGAAGAAGGCUUGCAACCUGCGGGUAACCUGCCAGAGAUUAUGAAAAUCUCUCGACGGCUGGAAGCAACAAAGGUGCAAGAGAGAGCAAAUACUUCUCCUGAUUCAGAGACGCAAAUGGAAAAAAAGAGCGUUACUGGCAGCCAAAAUGUGCAGGCAGCCAGAGAACCAGUUCCAGCAGGCCAAGAAAAACCCUCAGACAUGCCUCUUCCAUCUGAACGAACAGCUGAGGAAAAAAUGCAUUUGAUCGCAGGGAAAGAUCUGGCUGCAAUAUGGACUGGAGAAAAGCAGUCCGAAUCCUUGCAAACCAUCAGUAAUAAAGCUGAGGAGGUCCACACAGCGCAGGAGACAAGCUGUCACAGACCAUCUGUGAAAAACCUGGAAGCAGCCAGCAGAGUGGAGGGGUGGGCGCAUUUUGAGGAGUCUUCGGCGUACAGUCGAGGCAAAAUGCAAAUGGGUCCUGAGAGGAGGCUCUCUAAAGAGGCAGCUGUGAGCAAACAUGUAGAAUUUCAAGGGGUGGAGAUUUUAUGGCUGCAAAAAGCUGAGGAGCAGAGAAGAAAGAAGCACUCGCUGCUGGAGACUGUGUCCUUGGAGAGGAAGGCGUUCCCCAAAACGUCCAGCCACCCUGUGCCACCAAUGGUCUCCCCGGCCUUGGUCUCCUCACCAGACAGCAUUUGGACCGAGGUCUGUGAGGACCCAAGGCUGGGACUGACUGUCUCUGGAGCCAGUCCUCUGGCACUGCUCAGUGAAAGCGGGGAGGAUGAAGUUUUUGUGAAGGACGAGAAGAACCGUGGCGAGGAGGAGAUGGCUGUGCUAGCGAUGGGCCAGGGCAGGAUAAUGGAAGAGGGGGAAGCAGCCAUGGGAGGAUAUGAAGAUGUUCUCGGGCAGAGGCACUCCGAUGUCUCCACUGAUCUGUACAGCUCACAGUUUGAAAACAUCCUAGACAAUGCAUCUUUAUACUACAGUGCGGAGUCGCUGGAGACGUUGUACUCGGAGCCCGACAGCUAUUUCAGCUUUGAGAUGCCACUUACUCCCAUGAUCCAGCAGCGCAUGAAGGAGGGCGGCCAGUUUUUAGAUCGGACAUCAGCCUCGGGGCAGCCAGAUGUCCUGCAGCUUCCCCAUGAUGGGGAGGUGAAGGGCUGUGGUGAAGGCAUUGCCAAUGGCUUAAGGGACGUAAGCGAAACACUCUUCAGAGGAGACGUCACGGAAAUCCCUCGUUCGGAAAGCAAUGCUGAACGGCAGAGUGUGGUGUUAGACUCCAGCACUGCCAUGGGGAGCAAUGAACUUCAGGAGAAAGAUGGCACCGGGUCCUUUGGCCAUGAUCUCAGCAAUGGCAGCAGCACCAAUUUGGAAGCAGCCAGGCGCCUGGCUAGGCGCCUCUACCAUCUGGACAGAUUCAAACGCUCCGAUGUGGCAAAGCAUUUGGGUAAAAACAACGAAUUCAGCAAGCUUGUGGCCGAAGAAUACCUUAAGUUUUUUGACUUCACAGGCAUGACGCUGGACUGCUCGCUCAGGAGUUUCUUUAAAGCCUUUUCACUUAUUGGAGAAACUCAGGAACGAGAGAGAGUUUUAAUCCACUUCUCCAGCAGAUACUACCAGUGCAACCCAAACACCAUUUCUUCUCAAGAUGGAGUUCACUGUCUCACGUGUGCUAUGAUGCUGCUGAACACAGACCUGCAUGGCCAUAACAUUGGGAAAAAGAUGAGCUGCCAAGAGUUCAUUACUAACCUCCAGGGGAUGAACGAUGGCAAAGACUUUCCGAAAGGGCUGUUGAAGGCCCUCUACAAUUCAAUCAAGAAUGAGAAGCUGGAAUGGGCAGUGGAUGAAGAAGAGAAAAAGAAGUCUCACUCAGAUGGUACAGAUGAAAAGGAUAAUGGGAGCCAGACGAAGGCUGUCAGUCGGAUUGGCAACUCAAAUAACCCAUUCCUGGAAAUCCCUCAUGACCCCAAUGCUGCUGUGUAUAAAACUGGAUUUCUGGCUCGGAAAAGCCAUGCAGAUAUGGAUGGAAAGAAAACUCCCCGGGGAAAGCGAGGCUGGAAAACCUUUUAUGCUGUGCUGAAGGGAACAGUCCUGUACUUGCAGAAGGAUGAAUAUAAGCCAGAAAAGGCUUUGUCGGAGGAAGAUCUGAAGAAUGCAGUUAGUGUGCAUCAUGCGCUGGCAUCCAAGGCAACAGACUAUGAGAAGAAACCCAAUGUCCUCAAGCUUAAAACAGCAGAUUGGAGGGUCCUGCUUUUCCAAGCCCAGAGCCAAGAAGAAAUGCAAACCUGGAUCAACAAGAUUAACUGUGUGGCUGCCGUCUUCUCUGCACCGCCAUUUCCAGCAGCAAUUGGCUCCCAGAAGAAGUUCAGUCGCCCACUCCUGCCAGCCACCACUACAAAGCUAUCUCAGGAUGAACAGCUGAAGUCGCAUGAAGCUAAGCUGAAGCAGAUCUCCACUGAGCUUGCUGAACAUCGCUCCUAUCCUCCUGACAAGAAGCUCAAAGGCAAGGAAGUAGAUGAUUACAAACUGAAGGACCACUAUCUGGAGUUUGAGAAAAAUCGCUAUGAGAUUUACGUGGGCCUCCUGAAAGAAGGGGUGAAGGAGCUGCUGAGUGGAGGAGAAAACGAUGCGCCAGGACUGAAGAAAUCCCACUCGAGUCCCUCGUUGAAUCAGGAGUCUCCAGUUAGUGCCAAGGUGAAACGCAAUGUCUCGGAGAGGAAGGACUACAGGCCAGAAACACCCAGCAUUAAGCAGAAGGUCACUUAGGGUGGAAAUGACAACUAGGGGAACAGCCAUGCAGCAAAGUACCGGUGGUCAAAAUUUUUUCAUUUAAUAACCUGUCAUUCACAAAAAAUAAGUGCAUCUGCCUGAAUGGGGUGUUAGUGACAUUUUCUAUUGUAUAUUUUGCUGUUUCUGUGCAGAUUGUGGGAGAUGUCUUUGCUCCUGCUUUGCUUUGCUUUGUUAAUUUAUCAUUUAGCAAUUGAAGCAUCGGGACUUUUUUGUGUUGUUCUGUUUCUAAAGGAGCUGGGGGAGGGGUAGAGCGCUGUGACGUAUAUUCUGUCUCUUCCCCAUUUAUCUCCUCCCAUCGGCACGUGGCUUUCAUCUCUCAAGUCACUUGUCACUUUAUUUACGUGGUGGGUGGGAAAGUAACUGGACAAAUGCUGCAGUGCUGUGAAUGUGAGCUGUAGCUGUGAGAAGAGCUGUGCAAAUGGGCAGCUGCAGAAGGUUGGCUAGAGCCUAGGGUGCUGGGAACACUGGUUUCCUCACAAUGCAGAGCAUGUGGGUACUGGUACUUAGCAGCAGGUGCUACAGCGAAUAGUCACUGCUGCUUAUUGUUAUUUUGUGGACCCAUGAGUGCGAAGGAGUGAAACCUGGAAACCUCUGGCAAUGCUGGGAUGACAGCAUUGGAAUAAUUUGUUUGCUUCUUUCCAAGCAUAGAGUCUUCUGAGUUAGCAGGCUGGGGGGUAUCCAAACCUGUGCUGUCUCUGUGGUCAGGGAGAUUAGGGAUUACCCAGUCAGAAUGAACCUGGGCUUUAAAUUUAUUUGCAGAGGAGGCUGCUGUAGAUGUCAGCCAUUAGCAUUGUAUUUUAAAGACAAAGGGCCUCUGUGUAGUUUUUAACUAUACGCUCUCACUUAGCUGCUAUAUAAAGCCUUAUGAUAUAUUGUGCCCCGAUGCUCCCCCUUUCAGGAGUUCCCUUGUUGGUGUGCACAGAUAGGUGUUUGCAAUUUCUCUGCUAGUGACAAAGCACUUUGCCUUUUCUCUUCAGGAAGGGAUUCUCCACAGCUCUCUGUUUUCCUGCUUUAGCUCCCAUAUAGGUGGAAGAGGCUGAUGCAGACUGGAGAAAGGGACAGACCUGUCCCCACUGCAGGCCAGGGUUUGAUGCCGUCCUGGCUCCUCUGUGCCUGGAGGCCAGCACAAGGCAGCUCCAGGUUUGGCAGAUCCUACCCUCUACCCUCAGGGAACCAGCCCACCUUGCAGCUCCUGCGUACCCUGCACCAGGCUUUCAGAGGGUAGUGCAGGACAGGGAGAGACCACCGUAGGUAGAGCUUUCCGUACCUGAAAGCCCCUGUUUGUGCCACAGGUCCCUGGGGUGGCCAGCAGUUUUUAGGCACAGGGAGUUGAAAGGUGGUAUAGAAAUCAUUUUCCUGCUUCCCAGGUCCUGUCACCUGGGUGGCAUCAUGGCUCUGCAGAUAGUUCUGGCUCACCUGUUACUUAACACCCUGGGUUUUAACCUCGAGGUUAAUACUGGCCCACUGGCCAGGUGUCUCAGACAGGCGUCUCCCAUUUUGCCUUGCCGUUCCCCUAUGCGGAGUACUACAACCAAACUGGCUUUUCCCGCAGAGCACCUUGGGAGGUAAUGUUGAGGGCCAGUUGAAAUUUGUUUGUUGCUGUUAUUUUUGUUGUGCCUAGCACAGGGCAGCCUUCCUGACGGAUAUAAUUCUUAAUUCAUAAAGAAAUGUCAAGAUCAAUGCAAGGACUGUUUAGAAGUGAGCUGGUGUUUCUAGCCUAAGUAGUCGAAGGGCCACACAUCAAAAAAAUUACCACCUGAGUGGAUUUGUGCUCUGGCAGACUUCAUGAAGGGUCCAAGUCAGUUAAUACAGCUUGUUGAACUGUCAGUUCAGUGGGCAGGACAGGGAGUGAUCAAAGAGAGAAGGGCCUUAAUAGGCACCUCAUGGCUUACCUCCACUACUGAGGACCACCAUGCAACAGCUUUCCCAGUGUUGUGCUUGCUGUUGGCUGUAACAUAGAUGUUGCACUCUCCGAUUCUGGGAAGUGUUGGAGCAAAUCGAUCCUUGCAGCUGCAGCCUGGCAGCAAAACCAGAUGGGACUGUUUCCACAUGUGAUGUUGGGAUGCACACACGUCUGGCAUCUGCCACCGAGAGUGGCCGUCCCAUGCUAGAAGUAAGGCGGACAGCCCCUAACCCUGGCAACAUUGCUAAAAACUGCAAUGCAGAGUCCUGAACAGAAACGAUCAGCACUUCCCAAGUGCUGGGCCUUUAGGAGUUGUGCAUGCUUAGAGUGGAGCAAAUGUUCAGUCCUCUUCCUGAAGAAGGGAGAUGCCUUUUGCUGCUGGAGUCAAAAUGAUGUGGUGCAGGAUGCUGUAUCGGGACACUCGGUGUAGGCAGGUGCAUGGUAGUGCUCAUUGGGAGGGAUUGUUUGAAUUGAUCAAGUGUCAUAGAUCAACAGCUCGUGGAGGGGAAACAAAACCAGGAGAUCCCUGCAGCUGUUGAUCAUGCUCUGGUGGUUUAAAACAAACAAGCAGAAGAGAUAGAAGAAUAAAUUCAUUUGGGUAAUGCCGAAUGCACAUUUGAGAAGAAAACUUGUACUGUCUGAGAUAGUGUUAGGAAGCAUGCAGCAGAAACAACUAAAAUGUACAGAUUUGUAAAUGGGCCUUGCUUGGCUGUCAGGGUGGGGUUGUGUAGAUGCGUUUUUUGAAGGCAGGCUCUGGAACAUGCCCAGCAAACAAACCCAACAUGCCCAUAAUCUUGUGAUUAUGGAGUUCAGUGCUUUAAAAGGCAAAGAGGUGACAUUUAACUUUUUUUUUUCCCCUGGCUUUUAAAAUAUUCUGGUUGCUGUAGACUGCAGUUAAAUUGCUAAGCUCAAAAAGAAAUCAUUCCUGUAAAAUGCAUUUCCCAGCUUUGAUACAGAAACUGGAUAAUUCCUCUCCAAAGUCAUCGCAGGAGAUGAUUUGAAGCAAUAGGAAAGUCAAAAAGUGAACUGCAAAAAUUUUUUUUUUCCAUUUUUCAUUAUUUAUUCUCUAUUUCCAUGUAUACUUGUAAACGGAUUAGGGUAUAUAUUUGAAGUAUCAUCUGGGCUUAGCAAAUGCAGUUUUUAACUGCAUUUUUUACCCAUUAAACAUUUGUUGAGCUUGCUGCACUCUUGGUAAGACUGCUGAGGUGUGCACAUUAGUUUACUGAGACUUUGUUAGGUUCUGCUCAAGUUUUAAUUAACACCAUUUUGCUCUGUUGCUUUACAAAUUCUAGGUAUCCCAGACACCCAUGUGAAAAUGCACAUUUCGGAGGCCAAGAAAAAAGGUGAUCCUGUUGUGAAUGCUUAAAGCUCCUGGACUCCCUUGGGAAUAGGAUCAUCUACUAAGCAGUACUGUAAUUUGCUUUUCUUCCCCCUGAUGCUAUUGUAAAGGGUGAGGGCAGGUUCUGAUGCUGUCUCAGCAGUGCAUCCAGCCCUCCUCUGGGACCCACUCUGCUCCUGACCUUGGUAUCAGUGGAGCAGCCUGCAGCUUUCUGGGGGUGCUCAGUGCAAGCAGGAGUUGCGGGCAGACCACCACAAGCCCAUGUGCGUGCAAGCCAGCCUUUGCAUUGGUGCUGCAGGGAGGUGUCAUCCUUCCUUGUUAUCCUCCCUGCUGCAGCGUGCAACCGUCGCUCACCAAAGCCUCUGCCUGUGUGUUGAGAGGGGAGAUAAAAGGCGGGAAGUAGGAUGGGGGCAAUGGGUCCUUGCAUCCCCCCCUCUCAAGAUGCAGACAGAGGUCCUGGAGAGACCCAUCCUGCUCUGAAGCAUUGCUGGUUGCUCCCCCUCCAUGGGCUGGACUAUCUCCUCCCCCCAACUUGGGGAGAAGGAGCAGGAGAGGACCUCACUGCAUCUGCACCUGACAGCAGAGAGGCAAGAGAGGACAAAAUUGCCUUCCCCUCUUCUCCCUCAGCAACCAUAGCAGGUGAGAUACUUUCCCAAAGCCAAAACCAUACUCUCCUCUGUAAGCCAGCAGGAUGGAGAGGUCUGGUUGAGAUGGUUUUCAUUCAGCAGCAGCUGCGAAAGAGACUCUCUGGGCAGGCUGUGUGUUUAUGUGCGUCUUGCACAUAAAUCACGCAUGGACCAGUGAACAUCACUGCAGCUUUUUAAUCCAGUAUUUAUGUUGUGUCUUUAAUUGAUGUAGAGAGAUAAGUCAGCCAGCAGAGUGAUUAAUGCAGUGUUGCUGGGGGGGAACGCUGUUCAGCUGCAACGCUGACUCAAGACAGUUUUUCGUCUAUAGCCAGCCACUUGUAAAUGGUUACCAGAAGCUUUCUAAGGGCUUUUAACAGCUCAUCCCUUAAGUGCUUUCCCUCUGAUCCCACCUGCUCCCAGGGUUCAAUCUGUCCAUGUUUGGGGGCUCUCCUGGAGAGCGGUGCUCAGAGCAGCCCUGCUUUGAGCAGGAGCUUGGACUAGCAGACCUCCAGAGACCAGAAUUGUUUGGUGACUUUUCACAGUUCUAGUGCCUUCUGGUAACAAGGCCGUUCCUCUGGCUUGAAACGGUCAGUAAUUUUGCCCUUCUCCAGUUGGGGCAUGAGGUUCUCGCUUGAGCAGCCCCUUCAGUGAGGAGGUCAUUGUGGCAAUGAAGAAAGUCGAAGGUGGCAGGGUUAUCACUGGGCUUCUGGAGGUAUUGCAUGGCAAUGUCGUUCUUGAAAGCGGGCAAGGCUUUUCUCUGCAGAAGACAUACCACUUACCGUGUCUGCAUUCUCCAUCCCUAAAUCAAUUUUGGCCUUAUCGCAGUUAGUCUGACAGCUCCUCCUCCUUUUCUGUCAAGCUGCUCCUGUCUGUCAUCUUAGCACCUCAGCUGCUUCUGUAUAACAGGUCUCCUUCCUUCCAUGCUUGCAGAAAUCCGGAAAAUUUGACUGUCCCAUCUUGCCUUGAGAAAACCUGCUCUGAAGCAGCGCUGUGUUGAAUGGAUAACCCUGUGAACAGCUUUUUCAUUCUGCUUGUUGGUAGCCUAUGUUUCCAGCCACAGUUAUAGCUGGGAGGUGCGAGACAGAGUUUCAGACUGCCAUGAUCCUCUACUGUUAUGCUGCAGGGACGCAAGGUCCCCCCUCCCACGCUCAGACCAGACACUUGUGACAUUCCUAGUCUCCUUUCCAAAAGUCUUGGAGGCAGAGGCAACCCAUGCUGUGGGGAAACUUUGAAAUGCUGUUUUGCAAGGAGUUGGGUACUUUCCAAAUCAGGCCAUACAUUUUGCAGCUUUUUGGGGAGCUGUAUUUAAAAAAAAAAAAAAAAAAGCCAUUUUCAACCAGUGCCCCGCCAAGCACAGAGAGAUGGUAUCCAGGUUGUCGGAAACACCAGCUGCUUUUUUAGAGGCAAAGGCAGUAUAUGCAUCUUAUCUCAAGCAAUCUUCCAGCUUGCUACUUGUUUAAACUUUCCCCAGUAUUGCUCUUCCCAGGCUCUGGGACAUCAUGUCUGGUCUGAGAGGGCAGUUACGAAGUCCACAUUUCUCCCCAGAGCUCCCCAGUGUGUCUUCCCAGCAUCCAAUAUCUGGGUUGCCUAGAGGGGCAAGCCAAAGAAGCUGUCUCAGAAAUUUCUUUGAAAGAGCUGGACUCCAGCUUGUGCUUUUUAAAGGAUAUUUUUAGUGCAUAUAGAAGCAGUAUGUCUGGCCCCUUCCCUCCUCUCUCCUAGAGCUCUCCCAGCAGCAUAGGUGUAGUACAGUGAGCUGCUACACCAUGUGGGGCCUGAAGACUUGCUCCAGCAAGAAGAGGCUCUGUCAGCCUCCAGAGAAAUGAUAUCACCUAAGCCGAGUACCAGUGUACAGGACAACAAUACUGUAAGAAGACAGUCAGAAAGCCAGUGCCAUCCUCCAUGGUUGGUCACCUGCUGGGGACUGUGUGCUCAAGUGUUACCCUCAGAGCUGGGGCUAAUGAGGAAAUGCUGGCUUCCUUUUCCACCUACACUGUGCUGCUUGAUGAACUGUCCCUACCACCUGCUGCUUUCCUCCCUUGUGACAGCAGCAUCCUCAUCCAGGGGUGCCACAGUCCUGUUGUUAGGAGGCUGGUUUAAACAAGAGCAAAGAGGACAGGUCCCAGGGAAAUGUGUCUGGUAUGCCCUCUGGGAGCGUCUGCCCUCCUGUUGGCAACAUCCUGUUGAACAGUGAAAGGAGGCAGGCUCAGCCCUGCCUGAGAGAAGGUGCCUUGCUUGCCUGUAUUGUUAGCUGCAGAGGCUGUAUUUUAAUUAUUUAUUAGAGCACUUCCCUUAGCAAGCAACAGCUUUCCCAAAAGCCACACCAUUCACCUAACUUUGCUCCUGUGGUAAGAAGGAGCAAAUUUAGGCCAGCCCAAAGUGUCCUCUGCCCUCCCCUUUGAACAAUGAACUACUCUAUAAAAUUAUAAAUGUUUAAACAAUGAAGGACCUCCCAUGGCAUCUGCUGUUAAAUCUUUGCCAAGAGUCAGCUUGGGUACAGGCCAGAGGUUUAUUUGGACUGAGAAGUAGUACAUCACAUAGCAAUGCAAGGUUUGAAAGUGAUACAAAGUAUAAGGGCAGGAUUUUUCUCUGACAUAAACCAUUAUAAUUAGUAGCCACUCUCUAGCAGUGGUCCUGUAUGUAACUCACCUAAAUGAGACCAGCACAGCAAGAUACUUUCUGUCUAAGCAGGCAAGGUUUCAGCUUUGCCUUGGGCCAAGUGAAUAUCCUGGUGUAAUGACAAAGCAGCUAGCCAAGCUGCCGUGGAGACUUGUUUGAUGCAAAAUCCUCUGACUCCCCUGCGCCUCUUGACAGAAGAAGGGAUAUUGAUGAUAUCCAGUCUGUGUCACUGCACAGGGCAAACUCGAUCAGUGAUAUAAGUCUUAAAUCACUUACACGCUUAUGAAAACCUCAUGCUCAGUGCUGUCAAAUUCUGAAAGACUGUAGGAUGAGAACAGGGGUGGGUUGUGUGGGUUUUUUUUAAUUUGUACAUAUUCAUGACAACUAUGUCCUCUUACUUGAGGCUGGGAUUAUAACUUGACUAAGAAAACAGAGUUUUUUGGCAGUUUGAAAACUUCAAAAUCACUACUCUUUGCCUGAGGUACAAUCUGAGGCUUACAUUACUUGGUGAACGUGUUUAAGUGAUGCCUUUAGAUGUGUGUAUGUAUUUCAUAGGUAUAGUAUGGCUUCUGUGGCUCAGCACUCCAAAGCCUGCUGUUCUUUUCUGAGGCUUAUUUUGGUCAAAGCACUUAAGCAGCUGCAAACUUUGUUAGGAUGCUUGUUGUUCUAGUUGUUCUCAAAUUAGAUUAAACAGUCAUCAGGGCUUUCGCAGAUUUAGGGUAUCCCUUGAGCUGCCUUGAUCUCCAUGUGUUUGUCCACCAGUGGCUGUCUGUUGUUCUGCAUGUUGAAAGCAAAGGCAUACAUAUUUGAGAGUCUAAGCAAGGAUUACUGAGUGGGAUUUUCUGCUAGCUCAACAGUGGGCUAAGUCUCUGUUGAUGUCAGUCGAUGCCUGAACUGGGAGCAUCCAUGCUGACUUCUGAAAAUCACACUCUGGGGAUCUAAUACACAGCUUUACUUCUGAAAAUGUUGACCUCGCUCUGUGAAAAUUCAGCAAGGGGACAUCAUGUCCAAAAGUGUCCAAGCAGGACAGGUGCCUGUGAUGUCUUCUGUAGAUACAGCCGUACAGCAGUAGUGAGGGUUUCAUUCUGCAACUGUACAGAUUUCCAGAAGAAUGUCUGGCUCAUCAGCAGGGAAAAGAAAAGCAGCAGGGCUGAAAUCUCUCUCUCGGGCGUCUCAUAUGCCUCCCAGAGGUUUUCCUUGGGAGGUUUAAACAAACUUUUAACAAGUUGCUGGUCUAAGUAAAAAAGACAUAUGGAAACCCCGUGGGUUUUCCUAUUGCACUCUAGUCAGGGCAACACUAGCAUUAUCUGCAUUAUCCCUGGAAAGGGGGAGCAAAGCCUGAGGGUGGGAUUCUUACCUGGAGUCAUAAAACUCUUAUCAUGCAGUUACCUGGAAGCACUUGAGCAACCUCAGUGAAGCCAUGCCUUUGUGCUUCACUGGACCAUGGCCAGAGUUUAUCAUGUCUUGCAGGACUGAGAUGAGAGUAGACUGUAGAUCAGGAUGAAAUGAAGAGGGACAUCCCCAUCACCUUGCUUUGGGUGAGCUGUAAUCCUUUUCCAGGCGCUAAACUUCUCUGCUGGGUUACCUGCCUCCCAUGGUGAUGUAGUGGGAAGAUGAGGGUAAGCACUGUUGCACUGAGAGUCACAGUUAGGAAGCGUCAUUUGCCCUCCACCUGAGCUGUUGAGGAGUUUUCCCUUAGGCUGAGAAAGGGGUCUGAAUUUUCAGUUAUCGUUGUGUGGUACCUAUAUGGGAAGAGUAACUCUUAGUAGUGGCAGUGCAGAAAAACAUUUUGCACAUGUAUGUAUGCACGCCCUGUGCAUCUCUUGUGUGCAGACUUAAUCUUACAGAGCGUGACAGCAGUCCUUGCAAGACCUUUCCUCUGGGUGGCCUCCUAUCCAUUUUGCCAAGUGUACGAACCUUCUUUCUGAUAACUUUGAGCUCAGUUUCUUCUCAUCACCGAAUCGUUGAAGUGUUUUUCAUGCAACACACUAGAGACACAGUCCUGGUCUCACUGCUUUGUGGUAACUUCCUAGUCUGCUGCGAAGCAGCAUUGAGGUAAUCACUAAAUCUUUUCCAGCAGCGUGAAAUUUGCUGCUCUGACUCUUGGGGCGGUCAUUGUCUCAGGUUUGAGGCUGUCCUACCACUAGGGCACCCUGUUUUGUCCCUGGGAGCAUGCAUGGCCAGAACAGCAUACCCCUCAGAGGUCAGAGUCAGAACUGUGCAGGCUUAAGUCAAGUCCUGGACCAUGGGAGGUGUUUCCAUGUGCUGCUGAUGUCCAUAUGGACUCAAACAUAUACUUGCUUACAUAGAGAUGCUUUCCUGAAGCAGAUUUGUCACUCUUUUCUACAGGUACCACAGGAUGCCCUCCCUUAUUCUGCUUCAUGUAACUGGUACUAGAAUGAUCAUUUCCUGAUAAAUGAAGGCACUUAAUCAGUCCUCUUCCCCUUGGAAGAAGGACUUUUGGGGAUAUUGUUAUAUCAUUUAAAAUAAUAUUUUGGAAUUUAAGUUUACAUUGCUUUAUUUUUCACUUGAGGUGACUGUAUAUAAAUAUUUUCCUCUAUUUUAUCAUUGCUGAUAAAGUAAGCCUACGGUAUACAGACAAAUAAUUUGCCUUUGAUGUAUUGAAACUGUGAGAUAUAAAGUAGACUCCUCUCUUGUGUCCAUGUUCCUGACUAUAACUCUGUUCCUCUGUGUUUUUAUAAGUUGGACUACAUGUUGCUUACGGGCAACAGAGAGCCUGCAAGCUUCCCAAUAAUUUUUAUGUUAUUGAAAUCGAGCAACCCUAGUGAAGGAUCUCACAUAUGUAUAAUGAUAUAUGUAUAUGUACAAACUUUAGAAAGAAAUAAACCAAAUGUAUUUCA